Cucurbitaria berberidis CBS 394.84 is the source of this 490-nucleotide messenger RNA. RefSeq lists its product as uncharacterized. The coding region runs from base 1 to 477 and encodes 158 amino acids. The transcript is spliced from 3 exons. The record is from RefSeq and is a predicted model, not a curated record. Lineage: Eukaryota; Fungi; Ascomycota; Dothideomycetes; Pleosporales; Cucurbitariaceae.
AUGACACCACCAUCGGGUGAUGGCAGGACUCCGGCCACUGCCGCGUGGGCGCCCGCUAUGUUUAGCACCCCGGGCACUACAAAAACCUACGUAGUUGACGGCCUUGGUACUUUUCCGCGGUACAAGCGCACUACAGUGGCCGACGCGCGUAGUUGGGCCCAAGUUUACACCAUCCUGGACGGAGAUACCUACCAGGUAGUUACCCAGCUCCCUCCUGGUCCGAUGGCGAACCCAUCGAUGCCUGAAGCUGCUGCUAUUGCAGAGCAGACGGCUGCCAUUGUCGCCCACGAGCACACCGUGGCCACUGGUGGAGGUACUGUCGCGGCUGCUUACAACGCUCAGCAAGCUCACCACGGCGACGCCUAUGCGAGCAGCGAUCCCGAGAACGACGGGAACUCAUCGGAUGAGGGCGCCGACAGCCGUUCAUCUCCAACGUCUGGAUCAGGCAGCAAUGGAGGAGCUUCGAGCACCUCCUAACCGUGACCCGGCU